AUGGCUUCUCAACCCCAAGGAGGCGACUUUUGCCUCGAAUGUCGCUGGGAAGGGUUCCAUAUUGACGGGAAAGACCAGGAUGAUUCCUCAGGCACUCAACCCCAGCCUGAGUGGAAUUGUACUGAUGCUGAACACCACACAUCGCUGGCCCGGUGUGAAGUCGAUGAGGCUUGUUGUGAUGUGGAUGAUUGCGCAGAUGACUGUCAAUUAGACUGUGGGUCAAUUUGCGACGGCUUCGUGGACUGCGAUGCCUCGACUGUUUGCUCUGUUGCUCAUUGUGAUGAGACGCAUUGCGAAAGCACGGACCCUGUCUGUUUUGAUGAACACUGCUGCGAUGGCACUAAUGACGAAAAUUGCGGCUUUGACUCCUUUUUUGGCCUCGAUACCCCGUUGUCGCUAGAUGCCUCUGCCAUUCUCCCACCUUCAACGAUGGGCCAACAUCCUGUCGAUGAAACCGGAAAGCUCCCGGACCAUACUGCCUUUGGAACUAUUGACCCAUGCUACCAGUAUGACUUCCUUUCUUCAUAUCAGACACAUGCCACCCACUGCGACCAGAAUGUUCCCAACCAUUUUGGGUGCCAGGACUUUCGGAAGGACUGGGAAGGCAUGUUCACCAACCAGCCAUAUCCUGGCCAGGUCGACGUGAAUCCAGCGGAAGUCUUCCACAUGCUUGGGAUGUGCUCGGACUACGCUGUUUGCCAUGACCAGCACGCCAAUAACAGUCACCUCCAUCAGCAGUCACACGAGCACCAUCAUCUUCAACCCGGACUGACCGCUCUCGAGAAACCGAAAGACGUUGUCGACUCAUCCUUGGCUGCUUUGGAUUGUGUUCACCCAGAGCACCAUCAUCUCCACGGCCACUUCAAGAACCCUAAUGACCUUAACCUCAACAUUACUCACGGACCUCACCGUAAUCAUCACCGAUGCCGAACUCAUCACCACCACCCUCACCCAUACUCCCCUUAUUCGCGGAAAUCUAGAUCCAGCAUCAGCUCGCAUCUUCUCUCCAGUCCCGGAGAGACUCCACCGCCCCUGGAUGGGGGUGUGUCAUCUGUCUUGACGACGCCAGACUUCUCCGCGGAGGACAGUGACUUCCAUAUUUGCAAGUGGACAACAAGUGUCCAUGGCGUGAAAACCCACUGUGGAGCUACCUUUGCAGACUCUGGUACUCUUCAGGAACACCUUGUGUCUUGUCACAUGAACACAGUCGAUGGUGUUAAAGGUACCGGAUACUAUUGCUGCUGGGCAGGCUGCCAUCGCCCGGAUGAACCAUUCUCCCAGAAAUCCAAGCUCCAGGGUCAUUUCUUGACGCAUAGCAAUUAUAAAAAUUUCAGGUGCUCUGUUUGUGGAAAGGCAUUCGCUCGACAGGCCACCUUGGACCGCCAUGAGCGCAGUCAUCGAGGGGAUAAGCCCUACAAAUGCACACAAUGCGGAAAGACAUUCACCGAUAGUAGCGAGCUGAAAACACAUUCGCGAACUCAUACUGGAGAGAAACCCUUCAAAUGUACAUAUCCAGGAUGUAAAUUCGAAACUGGCGAUUCAUCGAAUAUGUCCAGCCAUCGAUUGACACACGGCGAACGAAAACAUAAAUGCUCGUUUCCUGGCUGCACGAAAAGCUUCACAAGACCUGACCAACUGAAACGCCACCAACGGACAACGCACAAGGCAGAAUCCUCCUCCACGCUCCCAUCUCCUAGCCCAGACAACUUCACCCUCACCUCAUUCGCUGCCGUUUAA
Penicillium macrosclerotiorum is the source of this 1737-nucleotide messenger RNA. Its product is annotated as C2H2-type zinc finger protein. The transcript has 6 exons. Gene Ontology annotation, cellular component: nucleus. The record is from RefSeq and is a predicted model, not a curated record. Bases 1 to 1737 code for a protein of 578 amino acids. Lineage: Eukaryota; Fungi; Ascomycota; Eurotiomycetes; Eurotiales; Aspergillaceae. Gene Ontology annotation, biological process: regulation of transcription by RNA polymerase II; central nervous system development. Gene Ontology annotation, molecular function: DNA-binding transcription factor activity, RNA polymerase II-specific; RNA polymerase II cis-regulatory region sequence-specific DNA binding.